Molecule: messenger RNA, 2397 nt
Organism: Epinephelus lanceolatus (giant grouper)
Lineage: Eukaryota; Metazoa; Chordata; Actinopteri; Perciformes; Serranidae
Gene: uroc1
Product: urocanate hydratase 1
Biological process (GO): L-histidine catabolic process
Molecular function (GO): urocanate hydratase activity
Source: RefSeq, a predicted model, not a curated record
AAGAGUGAUUGCCCUUAAAUUUUCUUUCUCUCCGUGGAGGACGGCCUGCAGUGAGAGCUGCCUUUUGUCUCCAGCGUGAUCUCUAACUACAGGUUGCUGCUGAAGUGUGUGACAGGAUGUCAUCUUUAAAGGAGAUAUGCAGUGGUUUACCCCUGGAUCCACUGCCCCCUAACCGGGGAAGAGACUCCAAUGUGCCACAUGCACCUAUCCGGACCCCGAACCUUACAGCAGAGGAGGAGCGGUUGGCGCUGAGAAAUGCACUGCGUUACUUCCCUCCCACCCAUCAUGCAACUCUUGCACCUGAAUUUGCCCAAGAGCUGCGGCAGUACGGGCACAUUUACAUGUACCGCUUCUGCCCCACGUUACGCAUGAGAGCGUACCCCAUAGAUCAGUACCCGUGCCGCACACGCCAAGCUGCCUCCAUAAUGCUCAUGAUCAUGAACAACCUGGACCCUGCAGUUGCUCAGUUUCCCCAGGAGCUUGUCACCUACGGAGGCAAUGGACAGGUGUUCAGUAACUGGGCCCAGUUUCGUCUGGUGAUGCAUUACCUGAGCGAGAUGACAGAGGAGCAGACUCUGGUCAUGUACAGCGGUCAUCCCAUGGGCUUGUUCCCCAGCCUACCUUCAUCACCUCGCGCUGUCAUCACCAACGGCAUGGUUAUUCCAAAUUACUCCUCCAGAGAUCAGUAUGAAAGGAUGUUUGCCCUUGGUGUGUCAAUGUACGGUCAAAUGACAGCUGGCAGCUACUGCUACAUCGGACCUCAGGGUAUUGUUCAUGGCACUAUGCUAACUGUGUUGAAUGCCGGUCGGAGGUACCUGGGCUCUGGUGACUUGAGGGGACGCGUCUUUAUGACCUCUGGACUCGGGGGCAUGAGUGGAGCUCAGGCUAAAGCUGCCGUCAUCGCAGGAUGCAUUGGUGUGAUUGCAGAGGUGGAUGAGGCUCCUCUUAGAAAGAGGCACGAGCAGGGCUGGCUGAUGGAGGUCACCAGCAGCAUGGACCACUGUAUCAAACGCAUCAGAGAAGCCAAGAGCUCCAAGACUGCCCUCAGUCUGGGUUACCACGGCAACGUUGUAGACUUGUGGGAGAGGCUGCUGUUGGAGUAUGAGAGGACGGGGGACCUCCUGGUGGAUCUGGGCUCAGACCAGACCUCCCUUCACAACCCAUAUAAUGGAGGCUACUACCCAGUCCAGCUCAGUUUCCGCCAGGCGAAUCAGCUCAUGGCGACUGAUUCUAAGGGUUUCGUAGCCAUGGUCCAAGAGAGCCUCCGAAGACACGUUAAGGCCAUCAACAAACUGUCUGAUGCUGGCAUGUUUUUCUGGGAUUAUGGCAAUGCAUUUCUCCUGGAGGCCCAGAGAGCUGGAGCAGAGGUGGAAAAGGUUGGCGGAGGAGCAACAGAAUUUCGUUAUCCCUCUUACGUCCAGCACAUUAUGGGGGACAUAUUCUCUUUGGGCUUUGGCCCGUUCCGCUGGGUGUGCACAUCUGGCGACCCCCAAGAUCUUGCUGUAACUGACGAUAUCGCCGCUACUGUCCUGGAGGAAAUUAGUGCCAAUGUGACUGAUCGCAUCAGACAGCAGCACAGUGAUAACAUCCGCUGGAUCAGAGAGGCUGGAAAACACAAAAUGGUCGUGGGAUCUCAAGCCAGAAUCCUGUACUCUGACCAGAAAGGAAGAGUCUGCAUUGCUUUGGCUAUAAACCAGGCUGUCGCUGAUGGACGAGUUUCAGCUCCUGUGGUCAUCAGCAGAGACCAUCAUGAUGUCAGCGGCACAGACAGCCCCUUCAGAGAAACCUCUAAUGUGUAUGAUGGAUCUGCCUUCUGUGCAGACAUGGCAGUCCAGAACUUUGUUGGUGAUGCAUUCAGGGGCGCCACAUGGGUAGCCCUGCACAAUGGUGGUGGUGUUGGUUGGGGUGAGGUAAUGAAUGGAGGGUUUGGUUUGCUCUUGGACGGCUCAGAGGAGGCAGCAAAGCGAGCCAGACUGAUGCUCAACUGGGACGUGUCCAAUGGGGUAGCUCGUCGCUGCUGGUCUGGAAACUCCAACGCCUAUGACACCAUCCAGCACACCAUGGAGGAGAACAGGCAGCUGCGUGUCACCAUGCCCUUUCCUGUACAGGAUGAGUGCGUGCUGGAUCGUGCCCUGCAGGGCUAGCCAGCACUUAGGCACAGCCAAGGAGACCUGCAGCUGUAAUCCUGUCAGUAGUGUCUGAAUCAGGCCUUAUCCAGGUUUCAGAGGAUCAGUACUAGUUAAUGAAUCAGUGGCCAUGUUGUUACAGAAAUGGUUUGCCAUGAACACAGAAUGCAAAAUAGGCUCCAGUAUUAUGCUCGGCUGUUUUAAUAAUUUAAUUUACAAGAAUAUAUUCUUUUCAUGUGCUGAAAAUUAAACUACAAGUAUGUAUAAAUGA